Molecule: messenger RNA, 1943 nt
Organism: Panicum virgatum (switchgrass)
Lineage: Eukaryota; Viridiplantae; Streptophyta; Magnoliopsida; Poales; Poaceae
Product: UPF0481 protein At3g47200-like
Exons: 1
Coding region: 166-1743 (525 amino acids)
Source: RefSeq, a predicted model, not a curated record
CAAGCCAAUAGCCAUUACUUUAAUUUGAUCUAUUUCUAGCUCUUCAAUUUCUCACUCUCUUCAUUUCUUGUGUUUUUCUUUAAGGUCUUACUUUUUUUUCGUGUCAUGUGUUUUUACAGUAAUAGUUCUUCCUGCAUCAGUUAGUUUCAGCUGUCCUAUUGGAUCAUGGAGCCAGAUGCAUCAUGGCUACCUUGGGACUCUCAGCUGGCUGCCAAUUGGAGCAUGGAACAAGCACUAGUAUGGACUCAUGGCCUCCCUGUGGAGUAUCAGUAUCCGGCCACUGAGAUAUCCAGCUGCUGCCUCCAAACAUUUGUCCCUGCUAGCUCCACCGGAGGGCACCUGGUUGAUCAUACAGCAGCAGCAGCAGACACACAGCUGAAUGAUCCUGAUCCGAUCGAGAAAGAAGCAGCAGCACAAGAUCAGCUUGAGGUUGAUCUGCAGAACAUGGUCCUGAAGAUCCAUGUCGAUCCGAUCCAUGCCUUCGAGAAAGCAGCGUCCGACUACAAGGCUGGCGUGGACUUGAUGCGGCUCAAGAUCCACAGGUACCCGGCGACCAUCCGAGCUCUCGGCGAGCGCUACACCGUCCCGACGACGGUGGCCAUCGGCCCCUACCACCACGGCCGCGCCCACCUCACGCCGGCGGAGAAGGUGAAGCACGUCGCCGCCUACCACUGCAUCCGGGAGUCCGGCCGCCCGGUCCAGGAGAUGUACGACGCGGUGGCCCACGCCGCCUGCGGCACCCGGGGCCUCUACGACGCGGACGCGGUGGCCGGCGUCGGCGACGGCGACCUCCUCCCCAUGAUGUUCUACGACGCCUGCUUCCUGGUCCAGUACAUGCUCACCUGCACCCGCGCCGGCCCCGCGCAGAUGGACCCGGCGCUGCGGAGCUUCUUCGACGCCAACGACAACGACGUGUUCCGCGACAUCACGCAGCUCGAGAAUCAGCUCCCAUGGCGGGUGGUCGAGGCCGUCAUGAUGUUCCGGCCGGUCCCCGUGGCGGAGUUCGUCGCGUCGCUGCGAGGCUGCCUGCAGGACCGCAAGGUGGACGACUCCGGCGAGGAGCCGUUCGUCCUGGACGAGGGCGGCUACGGCGAGCCGCCGCACCUCCUCGGCCUCCUCCGGUUCUACAUCGUCGGGAGGAGCCACGCCAAGCUGCCGGCGCUGCCGGAAAUCGAGGCGAUCUCGUUCUCCGUCAGCACCAUCGAGCUCGCCGAGAUCGGCGUCGCGCUCGCGCCCAGCAGGACCACCCAGCUCAUCCACAUGGGCGUCAGGGAGAAGGGGAGCCUCUUCGCGGAGCUCUCGCUGGCGCCGCUGUCGCUGGACGACACGCGCGCGAGCCUGCUCGUCAACAUGGCGGCGCUCGAGCUGCGCACGACGCCGAGCUUCCACGACGCCGACGACGAGGACUCCGCCGUGUGCUCGUACCUGCUGCUGCUGGGCAUGAUCGUGGACAGGGAGGAGGACGUGCACGAGCUCCGGCGGCGGCGGAUCCUGCAGGGAGGAGGAGGGCUCACCAACAGGGAGGCGCUCGAGUUCCUGGCCAGCCUGCAGGGGCUGCGCCUCGGGUCGCGCUACGUGCGCACCAUGGAGGAGAUCGAGAGCUACAAGUCGGAGCGGAGGACGAGGACCAAAGUGCACGCCUUCGUUUACAGGAACUUGAAAACGAUCGUCGCCGCCAUUUCCGCCAUUGCUGCAGUUGUAGGUAUCGCUGGGACGCUCAAGUCGCUCAAGGUUGUCCAUUGAUCAUCUACUGCAUGUAUUUGAGUUUUUACUAUGUUAGUUACUUCCAACUGUUACUUCCCUCGGUAACUACAAUUAAUUAGCAAAAAUUCUAAAUUAUUCCCCCAACUAUAGUCAAUGUCCGGAUAACUCCCUAACUAUGUUUGGUUCAUUUUACCCCAGACUAUGCUCUUUUGUUCAAAUUACUCUCUAAUACAAUUUGU